Molecule: messenger RNA, 932 nt
Organism: Phragmites australis (common reed)
Lineage: Eukaryota; Viridiplantae; Streptophyta; Magnoliopsida; Poales; Poaceae
Exons: 4
Coding region: 195-725 (176 amino acids)
Source: RefSeq, a predicted model, not a curated record
GCAACACCGUCAGGCGUCAGACUACCAUGCACGGAAGAGCCACGUCAGCUAAGAUUCUCCCUCCAUAUACAUAGACAGCUCCUCCUCCGCCUCUCAUCAUCAGCAUUCAGCACUCAGAGAGUGAGAGGUUGAGCUAGCUGUUAACUUGAGUUAGUUUUCCAGCUCAGAAAGCCAGGAUUACACAUUGCAGAUACAUGGAGAGUGGAUCCGGACCAGCUUCUUCCCCGCGGCGGGUGGUGGUGGCGGUGGACGAGAGCGAGGAGAGCAUGCACGCGCUCAACUGGUGCCUCACCAACGUCGUCUCCGCCGCCCCGGCCAGCAAGGCGCCGCCGCCCGCCGUCGUGCUCGUCCACGCCCGCCCGCCGCGCCCCCUCUACCCGGCCAUCGACGGCGCCGGGUACGCGCUGACGCAGCACGUGGUGGACAGCAUGGACCAGUACUUCGACAAGGCGGCCGACGCCGUGGUCGCCAAGGCCCGGAGCAUCUGCACGGCGUUCCCCGACGUGCAAGUUGAGGCGCGCGUGGAGAGAGGCGAUGCGCGCGACGUGAUCUGCAGUGCCGCGGAGAAGGCCGGCGCCGACAUGCUCGUCAUUGGCAGCCACGGCCACGGCUUCUUCCAAAGGGCGUUGCUGGGGAGCGUGAGCAACCACUGCGUGCAGAACUGCAGGUGCCCGGUCGUGGUCGUCAAGAGGCCCGACACAGGCGACAGGCAGCACGGAUCCUGACGCACUGCAUCCACAAUCCUGGCUUUGUUCCUUGCUAGGAUGAAAUCAUCCGUGUAUAAGUGUAUGUAUAUAAUGGUUAUGGUCGUUCUUGUUGGUGCUUGCUCGAGGAUCGAUAAAAUCGUCCGAGUAAAAAUGUAUAUAAUGUUAUUGGUCGUUCUUGUGUACGUAUACCUACUGGAUUAUAUACAAAUGUAGUGUAUGCGCAUA